Solea senegalensis (Senegalese sole) is the source of this 3802-nucleotide messenger RNA. It is a transcript of the gene aldh16a1, whose product is annotated as aldehyde dehydrogenase 16 family, member A1. Bases 119 to 2503 code for a protein of 794 amino acids. Lineage: Eukaryota; Metazoa; Chordata; Actinopteri; Pleuronectiformes; Soleidae. Gene Ontology annotation, molecular function: oxidoreductase activity, acting on the aldehyde or oxo group of donors, NAD or NADP as acceptor. The record is from RefSeq and is a predicted model, not a curated record. The transcript is spliced from 17 exons.
UAGCACGUUGCAUUUGACGUUGCAUCCUCUUUCCAGGCUUCUUGUCUGUCCUGCAAGCGUUAGUUUGGGGUGGUAAAGCGAAUAGAGAGAUUAGCCUUCUCGCUAAUUUGAAAGUAUUAUGGCUGGUAGCGCCACCAAGACGGUGUACGACAUUUUCCAAAGUAUGGAGUACGGACCAGCAGCUGUUUCCAGCACUGUCACGGCGCAGGCCUGGCUCGAUCAUCAUUCUCGUUCCCUGGGUUUGUUCAUCGAUGGCAAGUUUGUCCGACCAGCUGACAGACAGAGUCGCUCCCUGACAGACUCUAAAGGUGCUAAUGUAUGCAGCACUGUUUGCGCUGUUGAGGACGAUGUUUCCCUAUGCGCCUCCUCAGCUGUUAAUGGCUACAAGGCCUGGAGUGGGAUGACGUGCUACAGCAGAGCUAAAGUGUUGCUCAGGUUGGUGAGCUCUCUCGGCCAGCACACCAAGUGUGUGUUGGAGCUGUGUGAGCUGUGUGAGGCCUCCUGCUCGCCCUCCACCCUCGUCAGACUGCUGCAGUACUACAGCAGCUGGGCUCAACUCAGGGACACUCUCAUCACCAACUGGACACCACUGGGUGUGGUGGCAGUUGUCGUCUCCGAUGACUGCUCUCUCUAUUCUCUUAUCCUCAAAGUGUUACCAGCACUGGCCAUGGGUAACUCUGUAAUCGUUGUCCCUGGUCGCAGCACCGCCGCUCCAGCGCUUCUUUUGGCUCAGCUUUUUGUGGGUGCAGGACUUCCUGCUGGGGCCCUUAAUGUUUUAACAGGAAGUGACAUAAUGUUGGGUGCCACUGUGGCCCAGGACCCACGCAUCAGCUACAUCACCUACUGUGGCAACAAACAGGACGGAGUAAAACUGUGCAAGGCCACAGCAGGGAUGGGCGUUCCCAUUUCUGUCUCCCCUUGCAUUGGUGCCACAUGUUCCUUCAUCAUUUUUGAGUCCGCUGACAUCGACAGCGCUGUGGACGGAGUGAUAGAGGCUGCUUUUAAAAAGAAGAAAGAGGUUCACUGGGUGUUGUGUGUGCAAGAGAGUGCGUUAGACAGCGUUGUUGCUCGUCUAAGUCUGCGUAUGUCAGGCAUGAAGUGUGUCGGCCUGUCCAGUGAAGCAGACAGAGUCCUGGUGGAUGCUGCAGUACAGGAGGCUCAGCAGCAGGGGGCGAAGUUGGUUCAAUCCUGCACUGCCGCUCCCUCAGGUGCUCUGUACCCUCCCACAGUGCUCUGUGGCGCAGCCCCCUCCUCUUCAUUUGUGGUCAACCCUUGUCCAGGACCGCUGCUGCCUCUCAUGACCUUCAGAAGCAACACUGAAGCAGUGACUCUGGGGAAUCACAGUCCUCAUGGCCUGGCAGCCUCCAUUUGGACCGAAGACCUCACUCUGGCUCUGGAGACGGCAAAGAGUCUGUCAGUUGGCUCAGUAUGGGUAAACUCCCACUCUGUGUCAGACCCUUGUCUCCCUGUCUCUGGUCACAAAGACAGUGGCACCUGCACUGACGGAGGACAGGAGGGUCUGUACCAGUUCCUACGUCCGUCCUGUUGUUCCUGUCCUCUUCCUCGCUCCUCCCCCGUCUCUUUGGACUACACCAAGUUUGGAACAGCAGCAUCUCCAGCUAUUAUUGUUCCUGAUGAGUCUGCCAGUUCUCCUAAGUCAUACCUGCAGUUUGUGGGAGGUAAGGCAUGUAAAGCUGAAUCUGGCUGCAGUGUGGCUGUGCAGCCACCAGGAGGUGGCAGCGUGUUGGCCUAUUGUCCAGAUGGAGGCCGGAAAGAUGUUCGAAACGCUGUGGAAGCAGCAAGCAAAGUGCAACCUGGCUGGAUGAAGAAAAGCCCGUCUGCACGUGCUCAGUCUCUCUACUCUCUGGCCAAGAACCUGGAGUCAAAGAAGAAAGACAUGGCUGCGUCACUCAGCAUCCAGGGCACUUUGUCAGCAGAGGAAGCUGAGAAUGAGGUGGACAUCAGCUCUGCCCGGCUCAGCGACUGGGCAGCUUACUGUGAUAAACUUCAAGGAGGAUCUCUGCCUAUGCCGCAGUCUGGCUCUGCCCUCUCCAUCCCUGAAGCCCUGGGAGUCGUGGGCCUGGUCCUCCCAGACAAGAACCCCCUCCUCUCCAUGGUGACACUUCUUGGUGCAGCAAUAGCCACCGGCAAUGCGGUCAUCAUGGUUCCCAGUCAGAAGAAUCCACUGGCAGCUUUGGCAUUCAUUCAGGUGCUCCAGGCGUCAGACCUGCCAGCAGGUUUGGUAAACAUCAUUUCAGGAAGCAGGGACCAGCUCACAGUGGCUCUGGCUAAUCACAGUGUCUUAAAGGCCAUCUGGUACUGGGGCAGUGCCGAGGGCUGUCAGUACCUGCAGUACUCCUGCACCUGCCCUCUGAAAACCCUGCGCCUCUUCUGCCAAACGGAUGACGGUGGGAUGGAUUGGACUCAGUCUCAUCCCUCGCUCCUGGAGGACAUGUGGAGAAGUGCGGUGCAGUGGAAGAGCGUGUGGAUUCCCACUGCAUAGAAAGAUUAAAGGUGACAGGAUUACGACAUGGAGAAAGAGAUGAUGAAGGAAGUGUUGCAGACACUCACUGCUUCUUAUUGUAACCUUUAUAAAAAUGCAGAAUCAGGUACUAACUGUGACCGUUAAAUUCACAAGAUGCCUUUGAAAUGAAAAGUGAACAGACAACACAAUGCUCUCAGUAGCUGUUUCUUAGUUACUGUUAUUGUGCUUAUCACAACUCUCUGUGGCCGACUUACUGCAGAUAGUUUUAUUCAUGUUGGAACAAUAGACCCUUCAUUAUCCCACAGUUGAAGCUUCAGAGACUAACUUCCUCUAACAUGCACUAACAUGAGCACGGACCAGUAACAACUACCACAACAAAGAGCAGAGCAAACAGAGGCCGCGUGACAUUGUUCUUAUCUAGCAGUAUCUUCACAACACACCCACCAGGGUAUGAAUGAAGGAGCCUAAUUUAGCAAACAUUAAAUAUAUGUAACGAGAUCUGGAUUGAAUGAGCAAUUUAAAAAGUCUUAAAGCACUUAAAAACAAAAAUACAUUGAUGAAGGUGACAUACCAGUAACAUCACUGCUUUACACGUGAAGGUUAUUUUUCUUUUGUUGUUGACAUGAUAAAAAAAAAUAUAUAUAUAUAUUUUUUUCUGAACUGAAACUGAACUUUAAAAAAGAUCUUUGAAGAGUGAACUCAUUUCCCCUUCCUUUCCAUCAUGAAACUAAAGCAAUGUGAUCUCAGGACCAUGUUAACUUUCUAUUUUCUCUGUAGAAAAGCAGUAGCAGAAGGGUUUGAGAAAGGAAAACAUCAGCUACAUUGUUCACAACCAAAGACUAUUUCAGUUAAAUGUAAUACCAUUGCAUUAUUGUGUGUGUGUUUUAAAAUAACAUUUAGCUGCAGUUGAUUGUGAGUUUACCUUACAGUACCUACUGACCUGAUGUCUUCUCUACCUUGAUCUUCUGCUAUUAUGAUUAUUCUCUCUCUCAUUCAUUACUUCUCUUUUCUUUAAAGUCAACAUUUGUUUUUCCUUGUUUCAGUUUUUCUUCAACUUAAAAUCUCAUCAACCUCACAAUUCUGUCUAUGACUGAAAAGAGACCAACCAAUCAUGUGUGAACACAAUAUACUGUACUGAAUAUCUUUACUACUGUAUAAAAAUGCUGCCAACGGAAGUAAACUUACUCUGUGAUUCAAACAUUCCCAUUGAAUUCUGCUUCGUUUCCAUGUCUAAUUAUAAAUAAUGUUGUCCAGAGACAACUAUUGUGAAUGUAACACUGUCCAAAGGCCAUAAUAAAGGAUGAGUCCAUGAAUUUA